AUGGAGGAAACCGAAAUGAGCACAAGGUCUUCUUCUCAUCGGAAGCGAAAACAUGAAACACAUAAGUACUCUAUAAAUGUUGGUAUUUAUGAAUGUGGGGACAAUUCGCUGUGUAAAAAAGCUCACCGAAACGCUGAGGUCCAUGUUAGCUCUAGUUCUUCCGAAGAGGAAUUGCCAGGUGUUGAAGAGAAGUUUCCUGGUUGCAUCCUGCAAAAUGAGAGAACACAUCUUAAAUGGUCCAUGCAGCCAACUACAGGAAAGGCAGAUCAAGAAAAACCAGGGCAUACAAACAUUAUCUGCGAAGGGCAGAGGGCUUUGACCUCCUGGCUUACUAAAAAUAUAAUACAGACCCGUCGCGCCAGUAUAAUACAGACCCGUCGCGCUGGUGAAGGACAACUGACUGAGAAAGGAGCAGGAUAUACCUUCUUCUGGAAGGGGAAGGAGGAGAAUAAACAGAGAAUACAUGGCGUGGGCUUUGCCGUAAAAAAUGAGCUGAUUAGGAACCUGGAGGAACUCCCGGUUGGUGUAAGUGAAUGCCUGACGACACUCCGUUUGAAGCUAAAAUCCAAUCAACAAGCGACAGUAAUCUCCGCAUAUGCACCAACUCUACAGGCUGAACCUGAAGAUAAAGAGAUAUUCUACUCCACUCUUGACUCUGUGUUAACACAAAUUCCAUCCAAUCACAAGAUCAUUCUCCUUGGUGACUUCAAUGCUCGGGUUGGCAGAGAUCGCUCUGUAUGGAAAAAUGUCAUUGGGAAGGAAGGGGUAGGCAAUGCUAACUCCAAUGGGAUCCAACUCCUGACCAAAUAUGCGGAGCACCAGCUGGUGAUAACAAACACCCUCUUCCGCCAAAAGAACAGGAAUAAGACUUCAUGGAGACAUCCUAGAUCACGCCACUGGCAUAUGAUUGACUAUGUCAUUGUACGUUGCUGUGACAGAAAAGACGUUCUGAUCACCAAGACAAUGACAUCAUCUGACGAGUGCUGGACCGAUCACAGGCUAGUACGAUCCUCUAUGUCCUUUGUCAUUCGCAAGCAGAGAAUGACGCCGAAACGGCUGAGGCCCAAGUAUAACCUAGGGAAACUUGAUCACCCUGAGAAACAAGCUGAGUUCCAGUCCAAAUUGACUGCAGCGCUGCUACACGUUGAUGACAUCAAUGUUGAUUGUCUCUGGGAAGGCUUAAAGACUGCUAUUAAAACAGCUUGUGACGAAACACUGGGCAGCCAGAAGUGGUGCUAUCAGGACUGGUUUGAUGACAAUGACGCAGAGAUAGAGCAGAUAAUUGCUGAGAAACGUAAAAGAUUCUCUGUUUGGCAGAAUGAAAUCAGUAAUGCUAUAAAGAAACAGCAAUACCACGAAAUGAGAUCCAAAGUCCAAAGCCGGGUCAGUGAGAUGGAAACUAAUUGGUGGAUUCAAAAAGCACAGGAGAUUCAAGCUCUAUCCGACAGCAAUAACAGCAAAGCCUUCUUUGCAGCCACCAAAAAGAUCUAUGGGCCAACAUCCCAGGGUGUUAGGCCAGUUGCAGGCAAGGAUGGAACCCUUCACAAGGACUUGGGUGGCAUUCGUGACAGAUGGAAAGAACAUUUCUGUGAGUUACUGAAUCAGACUCCCUCGGUGAACAUUGACACAAUUGCUAAUUUGCCUCAACUCUCCGUAAAAAGCCAUCUUGACGAGACACCGACUCUAGAGGAUAUUGCCACAGCUAUAGGUGCUAUGAAGAAAGGCAAAGCUGCUGGCCCUGAUGGUAUCCCUGUAGAAGCAUACAAGGCUGCUGGUCCAGCUCUCGUUUAG
Molecule: messenger RNA, 1791 nt
Organism: Stylophora pistillata
Lineage: Eukaryota; Metazoa; Cnidaria; Anthozoa; Scleractinia; Pocilloporidae
Product: craniofacial development protein 2-like
Source: RefSeq, a predicted model, not a curated record